AUGCUUUCGCACACUCUUCUCGCGAGGGAAGUAGGCAAUCCUAAGGGCAAUUUGCAUGCCUAUUCCUACUUGGACUUCCAAACUGGGCUGUGUCGUGGAAGGAAGCUGGGCUAUGCGCAGUGGGUGUUUAAUGGUAAAAGGCCUCGCUUCCCAAAGCUGCGGUGGGCAUUGGGCGAUGGCACACCAGAUUUGCCAUCCCAGCACUCUGAAUCUCUCCAGGGCCAACCUACACCCGUCUGGGUAUUGAGCUUAACCCACAACACUGCCCCAGGCCCUGCAUUCUCCUUUGUUCCCCUUCUCCUCGCAAGGGCCGGGUCUUCUCUCAAUAUUAACACACAACCCCAGCAUACCCCCAGAUUCCUCUCGAUCAAUACCCACACCUGCAACUCAAUAGAGAUGAAGGUGCAAGAUGGAGAGCGGGAGUUGGAGUUGGAGUUCGAGCUGGAGCUGGAGCUGGAGCUGGAGCUGGAGCUGGAUCCGGAGCUAGAGCUGGAGCUUGAACCAGAACUAGAGCAGGAGCGGCAGCAACACAUUGUAGCUAUAUCUGAGAGAGACAAGGCUCUCUUCUGUUCUUAGGAUUAGCUGUAGCGGUGGUAAGUGAAGUAUGGAUUCGUUCGUCAGGUCAACGCUUCUGGAGCUUUGUGUCAGGUCGCUGUUCGCGGUUGUAGUUUUGAACCUUGAUAAAAAGGGUCAGUUUGAGCACAGAAAAG
Blastomyces dermatitidis ER-3 is the source of this 710-nucleotide messenger RNA. RefSeq lists its product as uncharacterized. The transcript is spliced from 3 exons. The record is from RefSeq and is a predicted model, not a curated record. NCBI's taxonomy places the organism in Eukaryota, Fungi, Ascomycota, Eurotiomycetes, Onygenales, Ajellomycetaceae. Bases 1 to 576 code for a protein of 191 amino acids.